Messenger RNA from Pyrenophora tritici-repentis Pt-1C-BFP, 513 nucleotides. RefSeq names its product RING-finger-containing ubiquitin ligase. Lineage: Eukaryota; Fungi; Ascomycota; Dothideomycetes; Pleosporales; Pleosporaceae. The record is from RefSeq and is a predicted model, not a curated record.
AUGUCAAACGGCACAGAGGCAGCUGGCGGAACACCGAAUGCGAAAAGUGGCACCAUCGUAGUCGCCAUCAUUGUGCCAGCGGCUUUGAUAAUCGUGCUCAUAGUGCUGAUAUUCAUUAAUCGUCGCAGGGGCUUCAUCAUCCCACGACUAAUCCACAAUGAAUCGACUAUCAAAGAAGAGAGAUGGCAGUCGCGACAAAACGAGCUAGACAGUCAUAUCAAGUCGCAGAGUUUCUACGUUUGGCUCGCGAGUCAGAAGGAAAAGAAUCCGGCAUCGCUACAAAUGAGCGAUCCAAUAUGUGCCAUAUGUCUGGACGAGUUCGUCGACGACGCGCAAAUACGUGGGCUUGAAUGCUCUCACGCUUUUCACUCGCACUGUCUAGACGAAUGGUUUACAAAGUACAACGAGUACUGUCCACUCUGCCAUAGGCCGAUCAUACCCGGCUCUAGAGCAGCAAGACGAAGAACGCGAGAAAGACUAGACCCGACAAUACCCAUGAUCGUCAUGGUCUGA